This is a messenger RNA of Theobroma cacao (cacao), 1908 nucleotides long. RefSeq names its product RNA-binding protein 1 (gene RBP1). Gene Ontology annotation, biological process: regulation of translation. Gene Ontology annotation, molecular function: mRNA binding. The record is from RefSeq and is a predicted model, not a curated record. Lineage: Eukaryota; Viridiplantae; Streptophyta; Magnoliopsida; Malvales; Malvaceae.
AUUUCUUCUGUUCGUUGUUUUUUUUUUUUUUUACUUCCACGAGUUCUUUUGUUAGGGUUUUUCCAUGGAACCCUAGAAAGCUUAGUCCUGGGGUUUUUAUUUUUCUUGUUGAAAUUAGGGUUUUUUGAGGUUAAUUGUUUUCGAUUAGAGUUACUGUGGUUUUAUUCCAAUUGGGAAUUUUCGGGUUUCUGCUGUGUUUAGGAUUUCUAGGGUUUUUAACUGUUUAUUUCCAGUGGUACAACAUUUCUAGGGUUUUAGGGUUAAGGUUUCUACUGUUCUUAGAGCAAUUAGGGUUUUUUUGGGUAAAUUAUUGUAAUUGGUGUUUCUUUUGGUGCAAUUAGGAAUUUUUUGUUUUUAUUUUGGUUGAUUUCAGUAGCCAGGGUUUUGGGGGGCUAGGGUUUUAGCAGAGCAUGGACUCUGAUCAAGGCAAACUCUUCGUGGGAGGCAUAUCUCGGGAGACAACUGAAGCUAUUCUCAAAGAUCAUUUCAGCAGAUAUGGCAACGUUAUGAGCUCAGUUGUAGCUAAAGACAGGAAUACAAAAACCCCUCGUGGUUUUGGCUUUGUGUUGUUCUCUGAACCUUCUUCGGCUGAUAAAGCUCUUCAAGACACCCAUGUUAUUCUUGGGAGAACGGUAGAAGUAAAAAAAGCGAUACCCCGAAGUGAACAACACCAAAACCAACAGCAACAGCAGCAACUAUACCACAAUCCAAAUCAACAACGGUUUAGUGGGUUAAGUAGGAAUUGUAGUGAUGCUGCUGACAGCAAUAAUCAGUUUAGGACUAAAAAAAUUUUCGUAGGUGGUUUAUCUGCUAGUCUAACUGAGGAAGAGUUCAAGAAUUACUUUGAAAGAUUUGGUAGAAUAACAGAUGUGGUAGUGAUGCACGACAGCUCGACUAACCGGCCUAGGGGAUUUGGGUUUGUUACUUUUGAAUCGGAGGAGUCCGUGGAGAAUGUAAUGCAGAAGAGUUUUCAUGAGCUGAAUAAUAGGCUUGUGGAGGUCAAGCGUGCAGUCCCAAAAGAGGGAAAUAACGGCGGUAACAGUAAUCAUAACAUGAAGGCCGGCGUUGUAAGGGGGUCUCUUUAUAAUGGUUUUCAGCCUGUUGAGUACGCUUCCAAUAGUCCUGGAUAUGGAAUCUUUCCUGGUUAUGCUCCUCUUCCUGGGUAUGAUGCUGUUGGGGGAUAUGUUUAUGGAACAGGUGUUUAUGGUAGUGGGUACCCUACAGUAGUUUAUGGUAGGUUUGGUUAUGGUGUCACUCCAGCUACUCCUAGGAGCCCUUUGUAUGCCCCUGUAAUGCUUGGAGCAAGAGUUUGCCCUCUGCCUUAUGGCGGUGCAUCCAUCUAUCCUACUUAUAUGAAUGGUGGGGUUGGUCUGAUGGGUACAGUAUCUGGUGUGUACAAUGGGAUUAUUGGAACUGCAGUGGAUGGGAAACAUACUCAGGUUCCUGGUGGCUUUGGAGAUCUGCCUGCUAAUGCCAUACCCCCUCAGAUUGAAGGGGUAAACUUGGAUAGUGGUUCUCUGGGUUUAAAAGAGCGUAGUGGUGGUGCUUCUAGUGAACAGGAUCAGAAUGGUCUUGAUGGACAACUUAAGCCUUUACCUGUAGCUGCUUCUAGAUGAUUAUUACUUGGCUCUCUUUGGGCUUUGAAGGGUUAGUAAAUUCUUUAACUGAUUGGCUUAGGCAGUUUAACCAUCACUGUUCAGUGUCCUUUUUAGAUGUAAUCUUCUGGGUCAUAAAUAUGCUGCAUUAAUGUUUCUUCUUAAGUAUUAUGAUUUCUCAGUACAGAAUUCAGCACUCUGUAAUAUAACUGCAUUUGGAUUCUUCUCUUGUGCAUUUCACCUCUCUGUUAGGCCAUGUUAAUAAUGAAGCAAUACAGAAGCAUGUUGGGAUGCAAACAAUUGCUUUCUUGGU